Thamnophis elegans (Western terrestrial garter snake) is the source of this 1335-nucleotide messenger RNA. RefSeq names its product cholinergic receptor nicotinic alpha 1 subunit (gene CHRNA1). Gene Ontology annotation, biological process: signal transduction; chemical synaptic transmission; nervous system process. The annotation marks the transcript as partial. Gene Ontology annotation, molecular function: transmembrane signaling receptor activity; acetylcholine-gated monoatomic cation-selective channel activity. Gene Ontology annotation, cellular component: neuron projection; postsynaptic membrane; synapse. The record is from RefSeq and is a predicted model, not a curated record. The transcript has 8 exons. Lineage: Eukaryota; Metazoa; Chordata; Lepidosauria; Squamata; Natricidae.
GCAGCUAUUCUAGUCCAUGGUUCCAGUCACGAAAGCCGCCUGGUUGACGAUUUAUUUGAUAACUACAACAAAGUUGUGCGUCCAGUAAGCAAUCAUACGCAUGCCGUGGAAGUCAUUGUGGGACUGCAACUUAUCCAGCUGAUCAAUGUGGAUGAAGUAAAUCAAAUAGUAAGCACCAAUGUGCGUCUGAAACAGCAAUGGAAAGAUGUAAAUUUGAAAUGGAAUCCAUCAGAGUAUGGUGGUGUGAAGCAAAUCCGCAUUCCCUCGGAGGAUAUCUGGCGUCCAGAUUUAGUUUUGUAUAACAAUGCAGAUGGAAUUUUUGCUAUCGACCAGUUCACCAAAGUUCUUCUGAACUAUACAGGACAUAUCACGUGGAAUCCACCGGCCAUCUUCAAGAGCUACUGUGAAAUUAUAGUCACCCACUUCCCCUUUGACGAGCAAAACUGCAGCAUGAAGCUGGGAACUUGGACUUACGAUGGCAAUGUGGUUGCCAUCUACCCGGAAAGUGCCUUUCCGGACUUGAGUAACUACAUGCAGAGUGGAGAAUGGACAAUAAAAUCUAACGGAGGUUGGAAGCACUGGGUGAACUAUACUUGUUGCCCCGAUACGCUGUAUCUUGAUAUCACAUAUCACUUUAUAUUGUUGCGUUUGCCUCUCUACUUCAUUGUCAACGUCAUCAUUCCUUGCCUUCUCUUCUCAUUCUUGACUGGAUUAGUAUUUUACCUCCCUACAGACUCAGGGGAGAAGAUGACUCUGAGCAUCUCUGUCCUGCUUUCUUUGACUGUGUUUCUUCUCGUCAUUGUGGAGCUGAUUCCUUCAACUUCCAGUGCUGUUCCCUUGAUUGGCAAAUACAUGUUGUUCACCAUGGUGUUUGUCAUAACUUCUAUCAUCAUCACUGUCAUAGUGAUCAAUACCCACCAUCGCUCGCCCAGUACCCACACUAUGCCACAAUGGGUGAGGAAGAUAUUUAUUGAAACAAUUCCAAACGUUAUGUUUUUCUCAACAAUGAAGCGUCCAUCCAAAAAUAAGCAGGAGAACAGGAUUUUCACGGAGGACAUUGAUAUCUCUGAAAUCUCAGGGAAACAGGGACCCACGGCUGUGAACUUCCAGACAUCGCUUACUAAAAAUCCAGAUGUUAAAAGUGCAAUUGAAGGCAUCAAAUAUAUUGCCGAGUCAAUGAAAUCAGAUCAAGAAUCCAAUAAUGCUGCAGAAGAAUGGAAGUUUGUUGCAAUGGUGGUUGACCAUCUUCUCCUCGGCAUCUUCAUGUUAGUUUGCAUCAUUGGAACCCUUGCAGUUUUUGCUGGCCGUCUCAUUGAAUUAAGCCAGCAAGGUUGA